AUGGAGUUACCUAUGGAAUAUUUUGACAAAAGGUAUGGGGAUGGAUGGCAGUGUCACUGUGUGGUGGAAUCCAACUUUGGGUGUUUUUUCACACACAAAAAGGGGAGUUUCAUAUAUUUUACACUUGAGACCCUCGACGAGAGCCGAAACCAGCUCGUCCUCAUCGAUAAGCGGGCCCCUCGCGAUAUUUAUCACGAUUCCAUUUUUGCCCAGGGCGUUGAUGACAUCACGGUUGAUGAUGUGGCGGGUUUGGUGGGUCAGCGGGCACGCCGCUAUUAA
Striga hermonthica is the source of this 279-nucleotide messenger RNA. Lineage: Eukaryota; Viridiplantae; Streptophyta; Magnoliopsida; Lamiales; Orobanchaceae. The record is from the annotation of a GenBank genome assembly.